Messenger RNA from Pseudomassariella vexata, 1506 nucleotides. RefSeq names its product ribosomal L28e protein family-domain-containing protein. The record is from RefSeq and is a predicted model, not a curated record. Gene Ontology annotation, cellular component: preribosome, large subunit precursor; nucleolus. The transcript is spliced from 6 exons. Gene Ontology annotation, biological process: maturation of 5.8S rRNA; maturation of LSU-rRNA. The coding region runs from base 325 to 1296 and encodes 323 amino acids. Lineage: Eukaryota; Fungi; Ascomycota; Sordariomycetes; Amphisphaeriales; Pseudomassariaceae.
UGGUCCCCGCCUUGCAGAUUUUGCGGGGGCCUCACCGACUGGUCCACUACGAUAAGAUCUCCAACAGAACUUUUUUUUUUAGCCAACUUUGACCUUGUUUGCCUCAAGACCUUCAAUCCGGGUAUCUGCCAUUACAACCACAACCUGCGCAUUAUCACUCCAAGCUUGCCAUAUCGAGUCGCGAUCACUUAACCCAUAUGACUGUGCGCUCAUCCGAUAACCACCAGAGAUCUCGCCUAGAUCCAACCUGGUCAAAACCUCGAAUCGAGAGCCCGCCCCCCACAUUGACCUCAUAUCGUCCACGACGGUAGUCAAGGACUUACCAUGGCCUCCGACGAGAUUGUCUGGCAGAUUAUAAACCAGCAGUUCUGUGCCUUUAAACUUAAGACAACUAAGGGCAACACAUUCUGUCGCAAUGAGUACAAUGUGACAGGCCUCUGCAAUCGGCAGAGUUGUCCUCUCGCCAAUUCUAGAUACGCCAGUGUGAGGGCUGACUCCAAAGGCCGAAUUUACCUAUACAAGAAGACCAUCGAGAGGCAGCACUUGCCAUCGAAGCUAUGGGAAAAACGCCUAUUGAGCCAGAACUAUGCGCAGGCGCUAUCCCAGAUUGAUGAGCAAUUGAUUUACUGGCCCAAGUUUCUUCUGCACAAAUGCAAACAGCGACUCACUCGGCUGACUCAAGUCGGGAUCCGGAUGCGCAGAAUAGCCAAAGAGGAGGCUCGUCUAGGUGAAAAACUUGUCCCCAAGCUCGCGCCCAAGAUCAGGCGGCGCGAACAGACGAGAGAGCGGAAGGCUGAAGCAGCAGCCAAGCUGGAGCGGACUAUCGAGCGAGAACUCAUUCAGCGCCUAAGAGAGGGAGCAUAUGGUGAUCAACCACUGAAUGUCAGCGAGAAUAUCUGGAAGAAGGUACUCAACUCUCUCGAACGCGAGGGCGAAGGUACCCGAGACGAGGACAUGGACAAGGGUGUUGAGGAAGACGAGGAAGACGAGGAGGUCGAGUACGAGAACGAACUUGAGGAUGGUGCAGUCGAGUACGUCAGCGAUUUCGAUGAGAGCGAGGACGACCUGGGUGACAUCGAGGAUUGGCUGGGGAGCGAGGGCGAUUCCGAACAGGACGGAGAUUCCGAGAGUGACGACAGCGAGGAAGAUGAUGCGACGGCGAAGACAACAGAAGUUGGUGAUAAGAGGAAGAGAGGCCGCGUGGUUCGCAAGCCAGCCAAAAAGGUGGCUAGACGAGGACGGGAGAUUGAAGACGAGAUUGAGUAUGCGCCGCGCACUCAAGACAUCGCAUUCUAGGCCAGACGAUGGCUUCCGUACCUCAUUUGUAUUUUUUUCGUUAUGCAUAUUCUGUGUCCAGAGAUACCUCCAUCGAUGCGAAGAAUGUUGUCUCCGAAGAUUGCAUGUUACCUUUCUGCUUUAGGUGGGCAGUCGUCAGGAAUAGAUUGAUGCGCUAAAACUGUCGUUACUAAAGUAACCCCACACUAUCUUACGCUAGAGCAUUGAAUU